UAUGGGCCAGAUUGCUCAAGUUUUACAACGUCUAUUUCCUUUUAAACGGGGACUAUGCCACGCUUAUUGGGCACCCAAUUUCUGGGCAUUGUAUAAUUUUGCUGACAAGGCUUUAUCUAUGAUAGGGAAAAAAACAGGCUAUUUCCAUGUCACUAAUGAUCGUGCAGUAAUGACGGGUGGCUUAGUUCAAGAGUUUAAGCAUGUUGUUUUGCCAAACAUAAGUCCAUUUAUUACUUUGGUAUGCACUCUUCUGGCGAUGAUUCCAAUACUAUUGAAGACUUUAAGACGCAAAUCGGUGGCUGAUGAUUUCAUAAAAUGUACUGUACUUUGCUCUUUCAUCAGUUAUAUGUUUGGAUGGCACGUACACGAAAAAGCAGUAAUAAUUAUGAUUCUGCCACUUACCCUUCUCUCCGUAAAAUCAAAGAAAGACGCAAAAAUGUAUUUGCUACUGUCCAUUAUUGGACAUUUCUCUCUCUUUCCCCUCAUAUUUACACCACCAGAAAACUUAAUAAAGUAUUUGAUGAUGGCUCUGUUUACAAUUAUCAGCUUUUAUGUUCUUUCUCGUGUUCAUGAUGAAAAACCAAGUAAUUUCCUAUCAACUCUUGAAAUCUUCUACUUAUAUGGACUGAUAGUAUUAGAACCAUUUAUAGAAGCAAGCACUGAAAAAGCUUGUGACGGAUUAAUUGCUGAAGAAAUAGCUAGACCCCAACAUGGGUAUCUAUAUUCUCAAGGCUAUCUUACUCAAGAAUAUUAUCCGAAUAAAGCGUUGUGUAGAUGGGCAGUUUCGGCUGAAAAAGAUUACGAAAUUGUAAAGUUUCGGCUUGUCAAUACAACAAUACGAAGAAGUGCUACUUGUAGUGAAGACUAUGUCGAGGUAAAAGAUGGUCGAACAUUAUGGUCAAGAAGCAUAAAGAGGUGGUGUGGUGAACAACUUAUAACGGAUACUGUUACAUCUUCCGGUCCGAAAAUUCUUGUAACUUUUCGAACGAACAAUAAAUAUCAAGAUAAAGGAUUCAUAUUUGAAUAUUGGAGUGAACCUAAAGCUAUAACUACGUAUGUUAAAGCGGAGAUGACUAUCGUCACUUAUAUACUCUUUGCCCUGUUUAUAAUCACGACAAGCUUUAUAGUAAUCUCGGCGAUUAUUCUUUACAUUAUAACAAAUAAGAGGAAAAAAAUCCUAAAGAAAACCUUCACCGGUAAUGUUCUACCAGAGUCAAAAAUUGAGCGUCGAUCAGCAAUGGGCAACAAAGAUACGAAUGGUUACGCUCUUUCUCCAAACAACGAGACUAAAGUAACACCUCGAAUGGUCAAAACCGAAGUUGACCCUUGUCCCAAGCCAGCAACAUCAGCCGUUUAA
Messenger RNA from Dimorphilus gyrociliatus, 1357 nucleotides. The record is from the annotation of a GenBank genome assembly. Lineage: Eukaryota; Metazoa; Annelida; Polychaeta; Dinophilidae.